AUGGCUUCGUCCACCCCUCCCACUCUGGACGUGGUCUUGUCCCCCCUCGUCCUCCCCUUCUCGCAACCCACCAUCCCCAUCCAGGUCGCUAUUCACAACGCGGCCUCGACUCCGGUGACUAUCGUGAAUUGGAACACCCCCCUGGACCCCCGCGCCGGCGUGCUCGGGGUUUUCCAAGUGCGCGACACAACCACCGACGACAUCGUGCCCAUGGACGAACUCAAGAUAUCCCGUCAAUUACCACCGUCCGCCGACGACCUGGUGGAGAUCCCUGCCGGGCGCUCCGUUGAGGCAGUGGUCAGACUGCCUAGUGGCACCCUAGUCGCCGGGCAUGAAUACGCCAUUCGGGCAAAGGGCAUUUGGCACGCCGUGUGGGAGACUCCGCGCGAGGAGGUGCAGGGGCUGAGACUGGAGAAGUUCGAGAACGCGAAGAGGGGGGACUUCCUUUCCAACGAGGUAUCUGUGAGGGAGGUUGACAGAUAA
Molecule: messenger RNA, 483 nt
Organism: Aspergillus melleus
Lineage: Eukaryota; Fungi; Ascomycota; Eurotiomycetes; Eurotiales; Aspergillaceae
Exons: 1
Coding region: 1-483 (160 amino acids)
Source: RefSeq, a predicted model, not a curated record